Penicillium concentricum is the source of this 1608-nucleotide messenger RNA. Its product is annotated as carboxylesterase. The transcript has 5 exons. NCBI's taxonomy places the organism in Eukaryota, Fungi, Ascomycota, Eurotiomycetes, Eurotiales, Aspergillaceae. The record is from RefSeq and is a predicted model, not a curated record. The coding region runs from base 1 to 1608 and encodes 535 amino acids.
AUGGCAACCAAACGUACUUUGCACCAUACUCUACUUGGGGAGAUUCAUGGAAAAGAAUACAGCUCGACUGUAGAGUUCCUUGGAGUGAAAUACGGAACUCUGGAAGGAAAGUUCUCUCCGCCUGUCCUAUACAAUGGGGAUAAAAGCGAUAUUGUGGAUGCUACGAACCCAGGUCCCGCAUCGUCAUCGCUGGCCGAUGGCAUGCAAAGAGAAUUUUCCCUCAUUCAGCAAGCUCUACCUCAACCUCAUAUUGAGCAGUCUGAGACAGAAUGCUUGAAUCUGAACAUCACGGCCCCCAAAGCAACUUCGACCAAUCUUCCUGUCGUGGUAUUCGUCCAUGGUGGUGGAUUUAUGAUCGGCUCAAAUGCCUGGCCACAGUAUAACUUCCGGCGUCUCGUGGACCUUUCCAUUCAGGAAGAAAGCCCAAUAAUUGGUAUCACCAUCAACUAUCGACUUGGUCCGUUUGGAUUUCUCCACUCCGCCGAGCUGGCUAAAUUCGGAGGAGGUCAAAACAAUGGCCUCUACGACCAGCGCACUGCGCUUCUUUGGAUACAGAAGUAUAUUGCUGGUUUUGGCGGAGAUCCAAACAAUGUCACCUUUGUUGGAGAAAGCGCCGGUGGUGUUUCCGGGACUCAACACCUACAUUCGAAGGUCCCGUUGUUUACGAGACUUGUCAGCAUGGGAGGCACAAACCUUCUGGUGAAGCCCUUGCCGGAGAUUGUGAAUGAGCACAACUAUGGACAACUGUUACAGUCGUUGAACCUUCAAGACUUAUCACCCGAAGAUCGUGUCAAGGAAUUGGAGGUCUUGCCAGCGGAACGGAUUUUGGCGUCUUUGAGCCCUGGCAUGGCUUUUCUGCCCAGCUCCGGUGGAGAUCUCAAUCUGCCAACUAAUAACUUUGAAGAAAUUUAUCUUGGCAAGUCUCAGGGUGCUACGCACCCGGGCAAGUCAUGGUGCAAGCAGAUCAUGAUUGGAGAUUGCGAGAUGGAUGGCAGCAUUCUUCUUACAUUGCUUGGUCCCCCAAAGCCGGGCGUCUUCCAGAGAUUCAAAGACUCCAUUCAGCUAUCUCUGGGGGUUGAGGGCAUGGAGCUGAUAUUCCAAGCAUACGGAAUCACCGAAACCGCUUCUGAAGAAGAGACCUUCGCGACCAUUUUGAAGUUUGGCAAUGACAUCAACUUCCUUGCCCCGGUAUUGGUUUAUGCCCAUGGCUGGGAUAGUGAUGCAUUCAUCUACUUCUUCAAUGAGCCCAACACAUGGGACGGCCCGUGGAAAGGUCACGCCAAUCACAUAUUAGAUGUUGCCUACCUGUUCCAAAACUACAACGAGGCUUUGACCGAAGGCCAACGCCACACAGCUACAAUUUUCGGCAAAGAUCUAAUUCGAUUUGCGAAUGGUAAAGCGCCUUGGCCUGUGUUCAAUUUUGGUGCCAAUGAGCUUAAUGCUAGAGUGUAUGGCUCGAAAGACCCUGAAAAAGUUGCGGCCAGAGUCGACACAAUCCCAGGCCCCAGUGACAGAUCUGAAAGGCGGCAGACCAUUUUCCAGCUCUCCCAAUCCAUUCCUCUAACCAAAUUAUCUGAUGCAUGGGGAUCCUUUAUGAGCGGUAAAUGA